UUGAAUUUUAUAGCCGUUUUGUGACCGUUUGAGCUCCAAAAAAUUCGAAAAAAAUUGCAAAAAUCACCAUUUUUCACCUAUAAAUAGAGGAGCACCUUGCCCUUCCAUUCCACACCAGCAACACCAUUUUCUCUCUUGUUUCCUCCUCUCAUUCUUGUCUCAAAGUUCGUGAGAAUUAGCGAUAAUUUGGCAAAAUUAGUUUGAAUUGUUGCAAAAAAAUCCGAGCAAUUCCAAAAUCGUCAUCCUGCUGAUUUGCUAUCUUGAAGUUGAAGAAAUCUUGGUGAUUUUUUUGCAUCGUUGUUGAGUCUUAUUUUAUUAUUAGUUUUAUUAUUUGAUUAUUUCUAACUCUGAAUAUUUGCAAUUUUUGUAGUGUCAUUCGACAUUGAUCAUGGAUGCCGGUGAUCAUGAUACAUCCAUAGAUUAUGAUUUUUUUCUCCAAGGACUCACAGGGGACUACGGCCCCUUUGAUACUAGUGCUGCAGGUGAUGAUGGACCCGACGGUGAACCUCCGGUUGGUUCACAUCCAGAUCCAGGUGAUGCAGCAGGAGUGCCAUCGUCAGGCUCUACAAGUGCGCACACAUUAGCAAGCAGCGGGUCUAAAAGAUCAAGAGCCGGUACUUCCGAAGUUUGGCAAGACUUUGAAAGGAUCUACAAAGAGGAAGAUGGGGUAAGUGUCAGGUAUGCUAAGUGUUAUAUUUGUAAAAAUGAAUUAUCUGCAAAGCCCUCGGGUGGAACGGGGCACUUGAAGAGGCACGCCAUAAGUUGCAAGCGAAAGAGUGGAGCAGCCAUGAAGCAGACGGUGUUGCAGUACAACCCCGACGGCUCUGUUCAUCAUUGGGAGUACGACUCUGCCAAUGCUCGAAAAGAGCUAUGUCGCUUCAUUGCAAGAGCGGAUCUACCACUCAAUAUCGGUUCUUCAUCAAGAAGUUCAGACUCUUCGUCACGAUCGUCUACGGGCACCGGAAUUCUAACAUCCGGAGGGGAGCUAACUACCUUCAUCGACAGUGACGUUAUCAGCCACGAACAAGAAAACUUCAACAUACUGCAAUGGUGGCAUGAGCACAAGACGAAUUAUCCAGUCCUUUCACUGUUAGCGCGAGAUUUGUUAACGGUUCCUGUAUCUACAGUUUAUUCUGAGGCUGCCUUCAGUCUUACAGGAAGGAUAAUCGAAGAGAGAAGAACAAAUCUGUCAAGUGAGAUGGUUGAAAUACUCACUAUAGUAAAGGAUUGGGAACAAGCUGAAGCACGAAUGCAACACACUGCAGAAAAUACUGAGCUUGAAGAAUCAUUCCAAAAUUUGUAUCUAGAUGCUGAUGAGAACGUGUAAUUUUAAAUUUUCUGAGCUAGGUUGUACUCUUUUUUCCUUUGCUAGAAAGGUUUUUAAUGAGGCAACCUAUCAAUAAAGCUCAUUUUUAGAAUUAA
Phragmites australis (common reed) is the source of this 1422-nucleotide messenger RNA. RefSeq lists its product as uncharacterized. The record is from RefSeq and is a predicted model, not a curated record. The transcript has 2 exons. Gene Ontology annotation, molecular function: DNA binding; protein dimerization activity. Lineage: Eukaryota; Viridiplantae; Streptophyta; Magnoliopsida; Poales; Poaceae. Bases 389 to 1327 code for a protein of 312 amino acids.